Messenger RNA from Cannabis sativa, 2331 nucleotides. RefSeq lists its product as uncharacterized. The record is from RefSeq and is a predicted model, not a curated record. Gene Ontology annotation, cellular component: cytoplasm. NCBI's taxonomy places the organism in Eukaryota, Viridiplantae, Streptophyta, Magnoliopsida, Rosales, Cannabaceae. The transcript is spliced from 9 exons. The coding region runs from base 81 to 1559 and encodes 492 amino acids. Gene Ontology annotation, molecular function: oxidoreductase activity.
CAAAGCAAAUCAAAAGGUCGUUGACCGGUUUCACAGUGUCACCUUUCAUUUCAAAACAACCAAAGAAAAGUACUAUAGCAAUGGCUAUGUCUUCAACCUUUACUACCUCAAAUCCUUACUUACUUCAAAACUACGUCGUUUUUUCUCCACAUUCAACCCCUUCUUCCACUUUCGGUUACCAAUCAACCUUGUUUGCCUCCAAAUUGACCAAGAAAUGCCUCUCAUUCACCGCCAUCAAAACCCGACCCGAUCCAUUUUCUCGCCCGGUUCUGAAUCCGAUAUCUGCAUCAGCUCAGACUUUUGAUGUCGUCGUAGUUGGAGCUGGAGUUAUCGGGUUGACCAUCGCCCGACAAUUCCUUCUCGGGUCGGAUCUGUCUGUCGCCGUGGUCGACAAAGCCGUUCCUUGCUCAGGUGCCACUGGUGCUGGGCAGGGUUACUUAUGGAUGGCACACAAGACUCCUGGUAGUGAUAUAUGGGACCUCGCUUUGAGAAGCCAUGAGCUAUGGCGGGAGUUGGCUGGGAAUCUCAAGGAACAAGGCAUGGAUCCUCAAGAGCAUAUGGGUUGGAAGAACACAGGAAGUUUGCUAAUUGGUAGAACCCCUAAGGAGGUAGAUGUUUUAAAAAAACAGGUGAAGUCGCUACAAGAUGCUGGGGUAAGAUCGGAGUUUCUGUCUGCUACUGAUUUGCUUUCAAAAGAACCUUCUCUCCUGAUUGAAAAUGAUGGUGGGGCUGCUUUUCUGCCCGGAGACUGUCAACUGGAUGCUCUUCGUGCAGUUGACCUUAUUCUAAAGGCUAACAGACAUUUUAUAUCAAAAGGCAGAUAUGCAGAGUUCUUUUAUGAUCCAGUUACAACUCUAAUAAGAACAGGUAGCAGUGGCAAGGUCAUAGGUGUUAAGACUGCAAAGAAUACACUGUUCUGUAACAAGGCAAUUAUAGUUGCGGCUGGUUGUUGGAGUGGAUCUUUGGUGCAGGACCUGUUUAGAGAUUCAGGAAUUGUAUUGGAUGUCCCAGUAAAACCUCGAAAGGGUCAUCUGCUAGUGCUUAAGAAUUUCAAUUGUCUUCAACUGAAUCAUGGUAUGAUGGAGGCUGGAUAUCUUGAUCAUAAAACUGCAGCUCAACUUCCUAAUACCUCAGCUUCAGUCAUAUCUGAUCAUGAUCAAAACUUGUCAAUUUCAAUGACUGCCACCAUUGAUUCAAUGGGGAAUGUAGUCCUCGGGAGUAGCCGCCAGUUUGCAGGUUUCAACACUGAAACAGAAGAAUCUGUGAUAAAUCUCAUAUGGGAGCGAGCUAUGGAUUUCUUUCCCAAAUUAAGAGAACAAACCCUCUCUGAUUUUAUCGAAAGACGUGAAGUUAGAGUAGGACUACGACCAUACAUGCCUGAUGGAAAACCAGUAAUUGGACCUGUCCCAGGGCUGUCAAAUGUGUUGCUUGCAACUGGACAUGAAGGUGGAGGACUUUCUAUGGCCCUGGGGACUGCUGAAAUGGUUGCGGAUAUGGUGCUGGGCAAUCCAGAGAAAGUUAAAUCUGCACCUUUUGCUGUUCAAGGUCGAUGUUGUUGAAAAGUAUCAACCAAUCAAUGAACGCACUUUCAUUUUCCUGAUCAUUGGUAUGUUUGAAAGCACUCCCAUGCAUUUCACUCUAAUCUUUUGGUCACACCUGCCAGAGCUAAAUCAUCCUAAGUUUUGUUUUGAGGAUAAUUUGUGCUCAUUCCUUGCUAUUUUACAUGCCGUUGUUUUCGCCCCUACUAAAUGUUUUUAUUUCAUCUUGCUGACCAUAUGUGCACAAGAACAAUGUACCAUAAAUAUUUGCUCAGAAAUUUUGCUAUUUCACAAUAAUGCCACGGCUUAAAUUGAACUGUAAUAUAUUUAGCUUAGUGUUGAAUUUGAAACUGCUUUUUGUGUUUAGCUAUAGCUAAAGAAGUGGCUUAUAAUGUUUGGACAACACAAUUCAAACGAAUCAUAUAACUUGUUUUCCUAUGUUCUCAAGCAUGUCAAUGGAAAAUCAGCUCUCUUGACUCUUGCUCUUUCGUUCAUAAGUAAUCAGAAUGAAACCUUAUGAGUAAAUUUCUUCAUCAAAAUCUCCACUCUGCAGCACAAAACAAGGUCUUCUGAUGGAUUUCUCCACUCAUUUGUGUGAGAAGUGUCCUUGAAAAUUAGGGUAUGGAUGUAAUAGCCAAUGAACUGGAUUUUGUAUUUACUGCAUGAGUUUUAAACCUUUUUUCUUUUACAGAAGUUAUGAUUUUGUUUUUCUAAGCAAAUGUACCUUGUUCUUCGUGUACUCAAAAUUCAAUAUAUUUGAAAAAAAAAAUAUAUGAAAAUAAUUGGUUAAGAA